This is a messenger RNA of Cucurbita moschata (crookneck pumpkin), 1320 nucleotides long. RefSeq names its product N-carbamoylputrescine amidase. The transcript has 12 exons. Bases 102 to 1004 code for a protein of 300 amino acids. Lineage: Eukaryota; Viridiplantae; Streptophyta; Magnoliopsida; Cucurbitales; Cucurbitaceae. Gene Ontology annotation, molecular function: N-carbamoylputrescine amidase activity. The record is from RefSeq and is a predicted model, not a curated record.
AAAAAGUGAGACACUGUUGCCUUUUCUGAUUUUCGACCGCUGCCCUCGAUUUCAUCAAACUACAGAACAAUCCCAACUCACUGACCUCCUAAGAACCGCAAAUGGCGGCCGCAAGAAGAGAGGUUACGGUUUCAGCUCUGCAAUUCGCUUGCACAGACGACGUCUCUACUAAUGUCGCCACCGCUGAAAGGCUGGUUAGAUCGGCACAUGCAAAGGGUGCAAACAUUAUCCUAAUUCAGGAACUGUUUGAAGGCUACUACUUCUGCCAGGCACAAAGGGAGGAUUUUAUUCAACGAGCCAAGCCUUAUAAAGGCCAUCCGACAAUUCUUAGGAUGCAACAACUUGCAAAAGAGUUAAGUGUGGUGAUUCCUGUUAGUUUCUUUGAGGAGGCUAAUAAUGCCCAUUAUAACUCCAUAGCCAUAAUUGAUGCUGAUGGGUCAGAUAUUGGACUUUACAGAAAGUCCCAUAUCCCAGAUGGACCAGGCUAUCAGGAGAAGUUCUACUUUAAUCCUGGUGACACUGGGUUUAAAGUUUUCCAGACAAAAUUUGCGAAGAUUGGAGUUGCCAUUUGCUGGGAUCAGUGGUUUCCAGAGGCAGCCAGAGCCCUGGUUCUUCAAGGUGCGGAGAUAUUGUUUUAUCCUACAGCUAUUGGUUCUGAACCUCAAGAUGAUGGACUCGACUCUCGUGAUCAUUGGAAAAGAGUAAUGCAAGGGCAUGCCGGUGCCAAUUUAGUACCACUAGUGGCUUCAAACCGCAUUGGAACAGAGAUCAUUGAAACAGAGCAUGGCAAAAGCAAGAUCACAUUUUAUGGGAAUACUUUUAUAGCAGGACCCACCGGAGAAAUUGUUGCUGCUGCUAAUGAUAAAGAUGAAGAUGUUUUAGUAGCCGAGUUUGAUCUGGAUAAAAUCAAGUCCAAGAGACAUGCUUGGGGAGUCUUUCGUGAUCGCCGACCAGAGUUGUACAAGGUGCUUCUAACUUUAGAUGGCACCAACCCCAUUUUAUAAACUUCGGUCUCGACCCGGUUAGUUUUUUAUUCUAGAAAGUUGGAAGUUUAAGCAGGAUGAGCUUUCAGUCCCCUGUUUAUGUUUCAAAGAUCAACAUAAACAAUGGAGCUGAGUUCCCCUGUUUAUUUGGUACUAAAUCCGUAACUUUUUAGCUGAUGCUUCAAAAGCAUGGGAGAGGCCUAGAGUUCUCAAUCUGCAAUAUAUUUACAGAACUUUUUCUUUUCUUUAUUAAUUUAGUUGGUGGUCUUAAUUUCUGUGGUCUACUUUGAGUUCAUCCCGUAGAAGACGAUUGUCUUCGAUUCAACUACUUUCUAAA